UCACACUCGGUUCCUUUUUUUUCUUUUUUUCUUUUUUUCCUUCAUUUUCUCGAGAAACCCUAACGAAAUUUUCUCGGGAACCAAACAGAAGGCACACCGUCCGAUUCUCUUGAAAAAUGCAGCACCAGAGGCUGAAGCAGCAACAGCAGCAACAACAACAAGCUUUAAUGCAACAAGCCAUUCUUCAACAACAAUCUCUCUACCAUCCCGGCCUCUUAGCCGCUCCUCAGAUUGAACCAAUCCCAAGUGGAAAUCUGCCUCCUGGUUUUGAUCCAAGUACAUGCCGCAGUGUGUAUGUUGGAAACAUCCAUACUCAGGUGACAGAACCUCUUCUCCAAGAGGUUUUUUCAAGUACUGGUCCUGUUGAAGGCUGCAAGCUUAUUAGGAAGGAAAAGCAGUCGUCAUAUGGAUUUAUUCACUAUUUCGAUCGCAGAUCUGCCGCUAUGGCUAUACUUUCUCUUAAUGGGAGGCAUCUAUUUGGGCAGCCAAUCAAAGUUAAUUGGGCAUAUGCCAGCGGGCAGAGAGAAGAUACAUCAGGUCAUUUCAACAUUUUUGUUGGAGAUCUCAGCCCCGAGGUUACUGAUGCCACAUUGUAUGCAUGCUUUUCUGUUUAUCCCAGUUGUUCAGAUGCAAGAGUUAUGUGGGAUCAAAAGACUGGGCGCUCUAGAGGAUUUGGGUUUGUUUCCUUCAGAAACCAGCAGGAUGCCCAAAGUGCAAUAAAUGACCUAACUGGUAAGUGGCUUGGCAGUAGACAGAUACGAUGCAACUGGGCGACAAAAGGUGCUGGUUCCAAUGAUGACAAGCAGAGCUCUGAUGCUAAAAGUGUGGUGGAGUUAACAAAUGGCUCUUCAGAAGACGGUAAAGAGACAACAAAUAACGAGGCUCCUGAGAAUAACCUACAAUAUACUACUGUUUAUGUUGGAAAUCUUGCUCCAGAGGUCACACAGCUUGAUCUCCACCGCCAUUUCCAUGCUCUUGGUGCUGGAGUGAUUGAAGAGGUCCGGGUCCAGCGAGAUAAAGGUUUUGGUUUUGUCAGAUACAGUACUCAUGCCGAGGCAGCUCUGGCCAUCCAGAUGGGGAACACCCAGUCAUAUCUGUAUGGGAAGCAGAUAAAGUGUUCUUGGGGCAGCAAGCCUACACCACCUGGAACAAGUUCAAAUCCACUUCCCCCACCUGCAGCUGCACCUUUACCAGGCCUUUCAGCGGCUGACCUUUUAGCUUAUGAGCGACAACUAGCUAUGAGCAAGAUGGGUGGUGUCCAUGCUGCCCUUAUGCACCCUCAAGGACAGCAUCCUCUCAAGCAGGCCGCAAUGGGAGUGGGUUCUGCUGGAGCAAGCCAGGCAAUAUACGACGGUGGGUUCCAGAGUGUUGCUGCCGCCCAGCAACUCAUGUACUAUCAGUAAUAAUUAUUAGAGUUUUUGUGGUAAUAGCCUUAUUUCCUGCAUUUGCAGGUUUUAUUUGAGUUUAAGAAUCUUUAGGAAGCUUUGUAUGUUUCUCCUUUUCUUUUUCUCUUUAUCGGGUGGUGAGGUUGUUACCCGCUCGCUUAUACCGUAUGGCUUUGUCAUUUGUAUGGAGAUAUGUAUGCUUCUGUUCUCUGCUUUGAGUGGUUAUGAAUAUGAUUGUUAGAGCAAAAUUGGGUUUAGUACUGAGAGUAGUUUGUCUUACGGUUUGAGUAUUUUGACAGUUGUAAUGUGAGAAUGUUAUCAAGAUCUAUUGGGGUUAUGUAGCUUUUGGGGUCUUUUAAUGGACCCUUUGUUUUUUUAUUA
This is a messenger RNA of Pistacia vera, 1766 nucleotides long. Its product is annotated as oligouridylate-binding protein 1B. Gene Ontology annotation, molecular function: mRNA binding. The transcript has 12 exons. Bases 117 to 1403 code for a protein of 428 amino acids. Lineage: Eukaryota; Viridiplantae; Streptophyta; Magnoliopsida; Sapindales; Anacardiaceae. The record is from RefSeq and is a predicted model, not a curated record.